AUGGCAACGCGCUCCGGAAGCGGAAGUCGCUCUACCGGAAGCGGUUCUUUCGCACGCUGCUCUAUGUCCAACAUGGCCGGGGAGGGGAAACCGGAGACCGGGGAGGCAAAACUCCGCAAAAAGAUGAAAAAUAAGAGUCCUGAGCAAGAGGAUGGGGCACCGGGGCCCAGCGGAGAGGAGCAGGGAGCGCUCUUCCCGCCAACAUUCAGCGUCUCGGAGAUCAAGAACAAGCAGCGGAGGCAUUUCAUGUUCCUGAAACUCAAGCAGGAGAAGAGGAAGGAGAAACUCGCCAUUAAGAAGAAGCGGAAGAAGGAGAGAGAGGCUCUUGGAGACAAGGCUCCUCCGAAACCGGUUCCCAAAACGAUCGAGAAUCAGCGCAUUUACGAUGAGACCACCGUGGACCCCGAGGACGAGGAGGUGGCGUACGAUGAAGCUACGGAUGAAUUUGCUCCAUAUUUUAAUAAGAAGACAGAGCCGAAGAUCCUCAUAACGACCUCGGACCGCCCGCGGGGGAGGACGGUGAAGUUCACAGAGCAGCUCUCCACCAUCAUCCCCAACUCGCACGUCUAUUACCGCAGGGGGCUGGCGCUUAAAAAGAUUAUCCCACAAUGCAUUGCCAGGGACUUCACCGACCUUAUCGUCAUCAAUGAAGACAGAAAGAUGCCAAACGGAAUGGUUCUCUGCCAUCUCCCCGACGGCCCGACUGCUCAUUUCAAGAUGAGUAACGUUCGCCUGCGCAAAGAGAUGAAGAGGAAAGGAAAGGAUCCGACGGAACACAAACCGGAGGUGAUUCUGAAUAACUUCAGCACCCGCCUCGGACACUCCAUCGGUCGCAUGUUUGCGUCGCUUUAUCCUCACGGCCCGCAGUUUGUAGGAAGGCAGGUGGCGACUUUCCACAACCAGCGAGACUACAUCUUCUUCCGAUAUCACAGGUACAUAUUUAAAAGCGAGAAGAAAGUGGGAAUACAGGAGCUGGGGCCCCGCUUCACGCUGAAACUGCGAUCUCUACAGAAAGGAACGUUCGACUCCAGAUUCGGGGAGUACGAGUGGGUUCACAAGCGCCACGAGAUGGACACCAGCAGACGGAAAUUCCACUUAUAGCGGCCGCAGAAUC
Spea bombifrons (plains spadefoot toad) is the source of this 1114-nucleotide messenger RNA. RefSeq names its product ribosome production factor 1 homolog (gene RPF1). Gene Ontology annotation, molecular function: rRNA primary transcript binding. NCBI's taxonomy places the organism in Eukaryota, Metazoa, Chordata, Amphibia, Anura, Pelobatidae. The coding region runs from base 1 to 1101 and encodes 366 amino acids. Gene Ontology annotation, biological process: maturation of 5.8S rRNA; maturation of LSU-rRNA. Gene Ontology annotation, cellular component: preribosome, large subunit precursor; nucleolus. The transcript has 9 exons. The record is from RefSeq and is a predicted model, not a curated record.